AUGUUCCCAUUUGUUAGUAAUAUAUUUAGAUCAGACCUCCCACUUUUCAUUUUUGAUGAUAUCUUUGUUCCAGGACCAGGGAUCAGAGUGGGAGUACCAAGACCACCUUACACAAAUCAAUAGUUUAGAGAUCAAGUUCCCAAGCCACCCAAUUUGUAGAAAAUGCAAAGUGUGAAAAAAUCACUCGCCGAUUACUCAGAGACAUAGGGACAAUAUUGGUGCAUAUUGGGGGACAUGUCAUUUGAAAAGGGAGAUUAUACGAAGGCAAUUUAAUAUUAUGACAGAGCCAUUGAAUUGACAGAUGGCACAGAAAGUUCUUUUUUCAGAUCAAGAGGUUUGGCCUAUAAAAAGUUGGGGAAUUUAGAACAGGCGUAUAAAGACGCAAUUAUGGCAAUUGAGUUGGAUGAUAAAAAUAUCAAGGCUCAUUUAUUGUGUGGAUAAGUAUUGGCAGAAAGAGGGAAGUCGCAGGAUAACACUCAUGAUAUCGAGACAGCUAUUAAUAGAUUGACAAAGGCCAGAACUUUAUGUGCAGGAUAGAAGAAACAAUAUUAUGAGGAUGAAUUGAGUAAGUACAUCUACAGAGCAAAAAAGUUACUUUGGUACAAGAACAAAGAGUUGGAGAAUCAGAAAAAGAGAUAAGCGAUUGAUAAUUAUACAAAGUAUUUAAAAUAAAGAGAAGACAUGAAUGAGGAGGAAAGAUAGAAGGAAAUUCAUGCAUUUAUUAAUUCUAUUGGAAAUCCGGAUUAAAAAUAGAAUUACGAUAUUCCAAGUUAUUUGAUAUGCAAAAUCACAUUUGAAAUUAUGGAGAACCCAGUAGUUACAGAUGCAGGUUAAACAUAUGAGAGAGAUAUGUUAAUUGAAGCAAUCUAGAAAAAUGGCCCAGUUGAUCCUUGUACAAGGUAACCUAUAAGUGGAGAGUUUUAUCCAAACCAUAAUAUCAAACAAGCAACGUAGGAUUUCCUACUUAACAACCCAUGGGCUUUUGAGUUUUAAUCUGGGGAAAACUAUGCAGAUAUAGAAUUUUGAUUAUAAUUUAUUAUCCAUUAUAAUCCUUUUUUAAUAUCUUAUUUUAUGAGGGUAUCUAUAUUGAUAUUGGCACUUUUGACAGUUGGGACCAUGCUGAAUUAAAAUAAGAAGCAUUUGAAGAAUAAUCAUUUUUCGGAUAACAAUGAUACUUCUUGAGCAAAAAGGAAAUUGAGGACGUUGUUAAUAGAUAAAAGGGUUAAGUCUAAAUUGACGCUACAUUUUCCAAGUUUCAAGCCAGAAUUGAGAAGGAGAAUAAAGUAUUAAAUAGACAAAAUGAAAUCUAAGAUGAUCUAUAAUAUUUAAUAGUUAAUUUCUAUAGCAUUUUUUAAA
This is a messenger RNA of Paramecium tetraurelia, 1356 nucleotides long. RefSeq lists its product as uncharacterized. Gene Ontology annotation, cellular component: cytoplasm. Gene Ontology annotation, molecular function: protein-folding chaperone binding; ubiquitin protein ligase activity. The record is from RefSeq and is a predicted model, not a curated record. NCBI's taxonomy places the organism in Eukaryota, Ciliophora, Oligohymenophorea, Peniculida, Parameciidae. The transcript is spliced from 5 exons. Gene Ontology annotation, biological process: cellular response to misfolded protein; protein polyubiquitination; protein quality control for misfolded or incompletely synthesized proteins.